Molecule: messenger RNA, 648 nt
Organism: Microthlaspi erraticum
Lineage: Eukaryota; Viridiplantae; Streptophyta; Magnoliopsida; Brassicales; Brassicaceae
Source: the annotation of a GenBank genome assembly
AUGGCCUCGGCUAGACAGUCUUGGGCCCUAUCCCCAAUCCCCACGCCACCCCAGCAUUUUCCUAUGGGCGCAUUUUUCUCAAAUAUGGCACACCUAUUCUGGAAUCUCCCACACAAUGAAGAUAUGUUGAUAUAUCCAUGGUUACUCUGGUUCAUUUGGAAAGCCAGAAACUAUAAAGUUUUCUCAAAUGAUGAUCACAAUCCGAAGGAUGUAAUGGAAUCAGCGUUAACGGAAGCACGUGCAUGGGCGGCUGCCCAAACGGUCGGAGAAAUAGUGCACGUAGACAACUCAACACAUCUUGGGCCCGUCCCAUCGGGAGAGUGGUGCCAGGUUGACGGAGCAUGGAAAGAGACAGAGUGUCGGGCAGGACUUGGGUGGUACAACUUUGACCCGGAAUCGGACUCAACUUUGGUUGAUUGUGCUCAGCUGGUGAAGAUGGUGUCUGAACCUGCAGAGUGGCCAGUUUUUGAGAUCUUGCUUGAAGAGAUGGAGAAAUGCAGAAAGAUGUUCCAGGCGUUCUCCAUAACACACAUUCCCAGGAGAAAAAACACGAAGGCAGACAGACUAACACAGAGUGCUCGAGAUCAGCCUCAUGAUGUGUAUAACAUAAACUCAGUUCCACCGGUUUCGUUUCCCGAACCGAUUUAG